CGAAUCCGCGGCGGAUGGAUCUGGCGUCCUGGAGCAAGGAGAGGCUGAGAUCUAUCGUGCAGUAUGCACAAGAAGCGUUUCAAGCUGAUAGCUAGAGGGCCCACUCACUUGUCGACGCAAUGAGGCAAGGGCGGCACUGCAUGAUUGGCAAUCAAAUGCAUCACCCAUGAUGCCUGGCUGUUGGAUGAAUCAAAACGUCUUUCAGAUGGAUGAAUCAAUCGGUGCGCCGAAGCAGCAUCAAGCAACGAGGAUGAAUCAACAUGCUGGCAGUGCCCUGCCUGAUCAUGGACACCCAACAUGAGACCAAGGAUGCUGCUGCUAUUUCUCACGUCGGUACUUCUGCCCCUGCCCCUUCCUCUGCCUCGGUCAGCCGAAUGCACUCACCGCCAGGCAACACCGUGUUUCACUACAGGGCCGCUGCAGCGGCCAACUCAUGCCCUCAUCUCAAGACGCCACCGACAACAUCGACGCACUAGCCCAUUACAAGUCCAGCGGCAUCAGCAGCAGCAGCAAGACCAUCAGCAGCAACAGGGUGGUGUCCAGGCCCCUGUGCGAGUGGGCAUUGUGGGUGGCGGGCUGUCGGGCGCAUGCUGUGCGUGGCUGCUGUCCAUCUGCAACACCACUGAGCGGCCUUACGAGGUGACGGUCAUCGAGAAGCGGCCCCAUCCCGGAGGCGCCAUCUAUUACCCACAGGCAAGCCAGAGCACAGAGCACACACAGACGUCUCACACCUGAGGAUGGUGCGGUGUGGUGUUUGGUUGUCAUGCCUGUCAGGUGCCAGAGGGCCGCAUCACGUCGGAGUCUCAUCUGCCGUCAAGUGCUUCGUCUCACGUCUUGCCGAUCAACGCUGGCUCGCCAGUGCACGUCGGCAACUUCCUCAACCUCAACAUGCUCCUGCGGCACUUCAACGUCACCGAAUGGCUCGUCGGCAUCGGGCCGAACCGACAUCUCGCCAGCCCGUCCGAGCCGCAGCUGUUCCGCCUUGUGCAUAUCCUCAAUCCUUCUGGCCAGCAGUUUGUUCCCCCUGCCAGCCUGCUGCGCAAGCCGCUGCUGUGGCUGGAUGUGGCGAGGUUUUUCCUGCUGGUGAACAGGGAGAGGGACAUGACUUAUGAGGAGUUCUUCGCGAAGCACCCCUUCUCUCGUCGGCUGCGGAAUCUGCUGGACUGGGCGAUACGGACUUAUGAGUUCGACCAUGCGCCGGCGAUGCUGCGGCGGCUGUCGAUUAAGGCGGCGCUGGCAUACCUCUACCAAUCCAUGUUCCUCUCGCUCAUCUUUCGCGAUGCUUUCCAGGUGACACACAAUGUGGGCCCACACUGACGCAUAGCCUCUCUCCCUCCCUCUGUGUGCGUGGGUGUCAGUUUGAGUACCCGUCAUGGUUCCUCGAGCAGGGGUGGUUCGCGUCGAUCCGCAAGGAGUCCCUCGCCAAGCUGGGGGAGAGGAAGAGGGGCCACCCCCAUGCCGAUGAGACGGUCGCCAGGGCGUCAUCGGAUCCGAUGUGGACUGCCGAUCGGCCGCUCAGCUGGCUGCAGUACCACUGCAUCGACAGACGGAAGGUCAGUCAAACACAUGAAUGGAUGGAUGGAUGGAUGGCUCUUGGGUUGUUGCGUCCGCGUGAGUGUGUGUGUUCAGCUGCUGGCAAAGCUGUUGGAGCCUGUCCAUGCGAUCAGAUGCCACACGCAGAUCGUCCGGGCACAGUUGACGGUAAGCAAGUCCGUCAGCCACACACCACAGCACAUAGGAUGAAUGCAUCGAUGUGCGUGUGCCUCCCUUCAUGGCCAUGUGUGUGUGCAGGCCGACGACACAGUGCAGCUGACGGAUCAGCGGGGCGACACUCAUGUGUUCGACAAGGUCAUCUUCUCAGCGCCGCCAACAGAGAUCGCCAUGAUGCUCCGACACACCCACACCCACACCCACUCCCAGCAGCAGCAACCGGCUGAGCAGAAGGAGCUGUCGCGGGUGUCCGAGUGGCUCGAGAGCCUCACCUCUGAGACGGUGCGCGUGCAGAUCAUCCCCCGCUCACAGAUGUCAUUCGACAAGGGUGGUGGAUUUCCGCCAGAGAGCCGGCAGUUCCCCCGGGAGUCGGAGAGUGCUGAUGACUGGCACUUCUACUCCAUCUACGACAUCACUGAGGUGAGAGGGCAUCCCCCCCACCAUCGGCCAUGCGGCAGUGGUGUGUUUGUUCGUUGUGUGUGGCGCAGGUGAGCCCCGAGAGGCUGCCGGCGUCAUUGCUGAGUGUGGCGGUGCCGGUGUCCUCCGACGGCAGUGGGGCUGUGAUUCUGGACCCUUCCUACAACCACACGGGCAAACUGCACCCACUCAACUCACAGGUCAGUGACUGCCCACAGAGAAGAGACCUCCUGUGUGUCCUCAUGGCGCGUUUGUGGUAAUCUGUGUGUGUGUGUGUGUGUGUGUGUGUGCAGGACUACCCAUGGCUGCUGGCUGACUGCGCCUACACCAAGCACCGCCAAGACAUGCUGCGCCACAUGCAGGGAAUGGCCGACGGCAGACUGUUCUUCACAGGACACAUCGGUCAGCGACACACCGACCCCCCAGGCCCAUCAGGCAGUGUCUGUGUGUGUGUGUGUGUCUGUGUGUGUGCAGUCAACGGCGUGUUCAAGAAUAUCGAGUCGAGUGUGCGUGCGGCGUGUGAGCUGUGUGAGGAGCACUUCAGUGCACUGCCGCCGUGGCGCUUUGUGCUGCCGCCCGAGAGUGGGCUCGACUUAGACUGGUGGAUGGAGGACCUGACACACGACACGGCGAAGGCCCUGCAGAGAACGGCCAAACAGGUCAGUUUGUGAAAGAGGAGAGCGGCCCCGAUGCAUCUGUGUGUGUCUGUGUGUGUGUGUGUGUGCAGCUGUUUCAGCUGUCCUUCACUGCGUUGAUUGCAAUGGCCGUGCGGGCGAUGCGAAGAGGGGCUGAGGGUGGGCAGCCGUCUGAUGAGGGUGAUAAGGGUAAUCGUGCGUCUGUGAAAAUGUCCGCAGGAGUGCAAUCUGAUAGACCGGCUGUGGCUGUUGCGUCCGAUUGACUGAAUGGAUAUGGACAUAAGACACAUUGAUUGGUGUGCAUGUGUCUUCCAUUUAUGUAUGUGUGGGCGUGUGUGGCAUAUACCCUGUUCAUUCUGCGUUACA
Molecule: messenger RNA, 3128 nt
Organism: Vitrella brassicaformis
Lineage: Eukaryota; Vitrellaceae
Source: the annotation of a GenBank genome assembly